This is a messenger RNA of Colletotrichum godetiae, 1089 nucleotides long. RefSeq lists its product as uncharacterized. The record is from RefSeq and is a predicted model, not a curated record. The transcript has 2 exons. The coding region runs from base 1 to 1089 and encodes 362 amino acids. NCBI's taxonomy places the organism in Eukaryota, Fungi, Ascomycota, Sordariomycetes, Glomerellales, Glomerellaceae.
AUGCUACCUUCCUUGUUGCCCUCACUCCUACUCGCCGGCAGCCUCGUCGACGUGGCGCUCGCCGGUGUGGCUCAUCAUCGUCGCGAUGGCUCAUCCCCUUCGUUGACAUACGAUCCCAACACCACCACGUACUGCACCUGGUGGGUUGACCUGACCGCGGCCAAGACCUGCAGCGCCCUGCUGAGCGAGAACGCCAUCGACUUGGUCUCGUUCCGAAGAUGGAACCCAUCCAUCACGGACACUUGCGUCCUGCAGACGGGCCACUCGUACUGCGUCGAGGCCUUCUUUGAGCCGCCGGUCAGCAGCACAGCCGUGCCGACCACGACGCCCGCCAGCAAAACGACGUCUACUACAACGUCAACAGCCACGACGUCCACCGGCAACGGCGUGUCCACGCCGCUGCCAACGCAAGCACAAAUCGUCACCAACUGCAACAAGUUCUACUAUGUUCAGUCAGGCGAAUCGUGCUCCAGCGUAGCCACUGCCAACGGCAUCACCCUAGCCCAGUUCCUGGAAUGGAACCCCUCCGCGGGCAGCACCUGCGCAGGCCUCUGGGCCAAUGCCUACGCCUGCGUAGGCAUCAUCGGCGGCGCCACGGCCACGGCCACGAGUCCGCCGACCACCACCACGAGCACGGGUAACGGCAUCGCCACGCCCACGCCCACGCAGCCCAACAUGGUUGGCAACUGCGACAGCUUCUACUUUGUUGUCUCGGGCGACACGUGCGCCUCCAUCACGAGCAAGUCCGGCAUCUCGCUGUCGCAGUUCGUGGAGUGGAAUCCCAGCGUGGGCAGCUCGUGCAGCGGGCUCUGGCUGAAUGCGUACGUGUGCAUUUCUAUUGUUGGGCACACGCCGACGACUCCGACGCCGACGAACCCGGGUAACGGCGUGGCGACACCGACGCCGAUUCAGGAUGGGAUGACGAAGAGCUGUAAGACGUUCCACUUUGUGGUCUCGGGGAAUACGUGCGCAACUAUCGCUUCGCAGUACGGUAUCAGCGUCGCACAGUUUACGACCUGGAACCCGGCUGUUGGGUCGUCGUGUACUGGUUUGUGGGCCAAUACCUAUGCCUGCGUGGCUGUGUUGUAG